AAACAGUCGCGCGCUCAGAGGACAAACAUGGCGGACUUCUCGGAGAGGACGCUUCAAGUCGCCGUGGUGGUUUCUUUUGCCGUGGGCUUCUUGUCGGGCUGGCAGGCGAACAGAAUGAGGAGGAAGUUUCUGGACUGGAGGAAGAAACGACUUCAGGACAAACUGUCAGAAACACAGAAGAAGCUGGACUUAGCCUGAUGACUGUGAGGCUGCUGUCUCCUGGCUGUCCUACAUAUCUGUCCUGUGUCCCACGCCUGAAGAGACUUCAUAUUUUUGCCAAGAAGAUUCAAGAGGAACUUGAAAGAUCAGAAGCUCCUUUCUGUUCGUGCAUGCAUUUAUAUGG
Messenger RNA from Nematolebias whitei (Rio pearlfish), 343 nucleotides. Its product is annotated as mitoregulin. The record is from RefSeq and is a predicted model, not a curated record. Lineage: Eukaryota; Metazoa; Chordata; Actinopteri; Cyprinodontiformes; Rivulidae. The coding region runs from base 28 to 198 and encodes 56 amino acids. The transcript is spliced from 2 exons. Gene Ontology annotation, biological process: positive regulation of mitochondrial membrane potential. Gene Ontology annotation, cellular component: mitochondrial inner membrane.